Molecule: messenger RNA, 3746 nt
Organism: Pimephales promelas (fathead minnow)
Lineage: Eukaryota; Metazoa; Chordata; Actinopteri; Cypriniformes; Leuciscidae
Product: leucine-rich repeat and immunoglobulin-like domain-containing nogo receptor-interacting protein 2
Cellular component (GO): plasma membrane
Molecular function (GO): protein binding
Source: RefSeq, a predicted model, not a curated record
UGAGAGAGAGAGAGAGAGAGCGCACACUAUGUUCAAUACUCUGAGCAUCUAGACAUUGUGCCGGGUGGUAGAAGAGACAAUUAAACCCACAAUUCAGAAAAAGAACUAACAAACGGAUUAAACACAGAAGGUUUGUGCUCCUUUCAGUCUUAACGCGGAGUGCGGAUUGUGCGUUUAAGUCUGAAAGUUCUCCGGAAUGCAAGCGCUCGUGGAGGAUGAGCUAAGUGGAGCGGUGCACGGCAGGAUUCUUCGAGGUUGGAGCGCAGCUGCUUCCUACAGCCACUGACGGGAGGACCUUGCGCUAGAGGAGGAAAGCUGCCUCCGUUUCUGUCUCUCUCUCUCUCUCUUUUCUUUCUCAGUCUUGCAGAGAUAGGCAGCAUCCUUUAGACUCAACGCUGAAAACAGAAGACGUUCUAUAAAAAAAGAAAGAACGGAGAAGAAAAGGAUGGGAUUAUAAAAGCAGGGAGUAAUAAAAGGAAAUCUGAAGCAAGGACAAAAAAAGUGUUCAUCAGAAAGGCUCUCGUUUGUUGCUUUGCGAGGGCUAAACUGAAGAGAUUUGGGUCGUGCAUUGCUUUGCUUCAGCCAGUCUGUGGAGUAUAGGAUCACAAAUAGCAUUUCAAGGCCACAGACGUUGCUUCUUCUCCUGCCUCUAGGCUGACCAUGCCAAACGAUUCUGUUUCAGUAUGAUACUGCUGUGAUUUCUGCUGCUGAAGCGGUUUUCUGCAAGCGGGGAAAAAAAAAGCAUCCCAUUCAUUGGCAUCUGUAUUCAGAAGGUCUGGCAGAUUUAAAGGACAAACCCUAACGAGAAGGCUCUUUAAUAGAACAAAAGCAUGGCCAAAGGGAAGAUCUCUUCUCCAUGUGAGCCAUGACAGUAUGGUGGACUGUUUAAAUCGAAUCAUGCUGCACACAGCCGUGUCUUGCUGGCAGCCUUUGCUGGGGCUAGCCCUGGUGGCCGUGUUUGUGGGCUCCACCCUGGCCUGCCCCUCCCGCUGCGAGUGCUCCGCCCAGAGCCGCUCUGUCAUCUGUCACCGGAAGCGCUAUAACGCCAUCCCUGAUGGAGUCCCAAUCGAGACGCGAAUCCUUGAUCUCAGCAAGAAUCGCAUUCAGGCUGUCAAUCCCGAUGACUUUGCCGCCUAUCCACACAUAGAAGAACUGGACCUGAGUGGAAACAUCAUUGCCUAUGUUGAGCCCGGAGCCUUUAACUCCCUCUACAGCCUCCACUCACUGAGCUUAAAGAGCAACCGCAUCAAACUCCUCUCUCUAGGUGUGUUCUCUGGCCUCUCCAACCUGACAAACCUGGAUAUCAGUGACAACAAAGUAGUAAUUCUGGUGGACUAUAUGUUCCAGGACCUGCGCAACCUCAGGUCAUUGGAAGUUGGAGACAACGAGCUGGUUUACAUCUCCCAUCGGGCCUUGAGUGGACUGUUGUCACUGGAGAGUCUUACUCUGGAGCGCUGUAACUUGACGGUGGUGCCCACAGAUGCCCUGUCCCACCUACACAACCUGGUGAGCCUACAUAUGCGCUACCUCAGUAUCAGCACUCUCCACCCCUACUCCUUCAAGAAGCUAUUUCACCUCAGACACCUAGAGAUCAGCAACUGGCCGUCGCUGGAUUUGUUCCCCGCUAAUUCUCUGCAUGGCCUAAACCUCACCACGCUUUCCGUUACCAACACCAACUUGUCCGUUUUCCCCUACCAGGCUCUUCGCCACUUGUCAUACCUCACGCACCUCAACCUCUCCUACAGUCGUAUCCGAACAGUGGAAGGUGGUCUGCUUCAGGACCUGGUCCAGUUGCGCGAGCUGAGAUUGUCUGGAUCUCAAUUGGUGUCCAUUGAACCCUAUGCUUUCCAGGGUAUACGCUGGCUGCGCUUGCUAAAUGUCUCCCACAACCAUCUUGAUACCUUGGAGAGGGGUGUAUUUCAUGCUCCUGAGGCUCUACAGGUGCUGUUGAUCAACAACAACCCUCUGGUGUGCGACUGUCGUCUCAUGUGGUUGCAGCAAAGGCGUCAUUCCAUUUCUUUCGGAGACAUCCAGCCUGAGUGCAGCACUCCGGAGGGCACCCAUGGACGCCCCUUCAAGGAGUUCAAAGAGACCCUGCUGUCCUACUACGUGACCUGCACCAAGCCGAAGAUCCGUGAAAAUCGGACUCAGAUGGUGUCAGUGGAGGAGGGACAGUCGGCCCGUUUACAUUGCAACGCAGAGGGGUCCCCGCUGCCCACUAUUUUCUGGGUCACCCCACGCCGGAGACACCUGACCAACAGGAGCCACGGCAGGGUGGUGGUCCACAACAAUGGCUCGCUGGAUAUCAAGGCGGCUGAGGUUCAGGAUGAUGGUGUGUAUAUGUGCGUGGCCUCUAACACAGCAGGCAAUGACACUCUUAUGGUUUCACUGGCAGUGAAAAGCCUGGGCUCGCUGUAUGCCAACAGGACCCAGCAUUACACGGAUACAAGCAAUGCCACUGCCAAUGGUACAAACCUCCCUAAUGUGACCUUUGGCCUUGAUCUAAAGACUAUCUUAGUUUCUACAGCCAUGGGCUGUUUCACAUUCCUAGGAGUGGUCCUCUUCUGCUUCCUGCUCCUGUUUGUAUGGAGUCGAGGAAAAGGCAAACAUAAAAACAACAUUGAUAUUGAGUACGUGCCACGCUCAAAGUCCAAUGGGACCUCCGCUGAGGAGGCGGACCAGGGUGCUGGGCCACGGCGCUUUAACAUGAAAAUGAUUUAAAACUUUUAAAGAAAUACCAGUCGGAAUUUACACAGAUCGUGAUUUGACAAAUGGCACCUGGAACAUGAAUUGAUCAGAUCGAUGCCAGGCAACUCAACUGUCCCUGAGAUUCAACUUCACUGGAUACGCAAAGGGAAUAAUAUGUGUCAAUAACAAACUAUUUUCAAUUUAUAUGAAACCCUCUUGGUAAGAGGGGAUGUUCACCAACACUCCAACACAAAUUGUGUACAGAACCAAUUUGUAAAAUUCAAGUAUUACUCUUAUUUGCUGAGACUCGCACAUGCUUUCUCACUGCGAACAACAGAUGAUCGGGAAUCUGUUCUCUCCCUCAUUAUCCUGCAUAUAUGUACGUAAUGCUCAGUUAUGUAUGUGUAUGUUGACAUGUAUAAACACUUUCUUUUAUUGCAUUGUUCACAAAAUGCAAUUAUCGCCAAAAUUCACAUUUUCCAUGAUUCAAAGGAACUGCUGUAUGACCAAGCCAUCGUCUCGCUAUACUCAAACUGUUUGAGGAUGGAGGACAAAGGGCUUUUGCAGGUGUGAAAUGUUACUCAGAGGAACGUGUAUGCCGUUUGUCUACCCCAAGUUAUUCUCCUGAUAUGAAGAAUAUUAUAUUUGUUUAUAAUCUGGAAAAAAAAGAAGAGAGAUUAUUUAUUAACAAAAGCCUUUAUGUUAAAACUCAAUAAUACAAGGUAAAGAUUUUCAAAUGGUUGAAAUUCAUGAUUUUUUUUUUUUCUUUGAUUUUGAUGUAAGUAUACACAUGAAUUAACACAUGCAAUUUUUAGUUGUGCUCUUGUUCAUUUCCAUGACCCUAACCCCUUAUCUGGUACAAAAUACAAAAUGUCUCCAUUUCAAGUCAAGCUUCCAUUAUUAUUAUUUUUUUCCUUUCCUUUUCUUCCCUAGUAAGAAAUUCAACUUUGUUGUGGUAGUUUCUCAUUUUGUUGUUGAAUCAUUUAGAUUGUAAAGAGUUCAAAGUAAAAGAAAAAAAUACAUGUAUGUGAAAUAAAGAAUACUGAUUUGUAUUCUGA